AGUACAUCACUAAGGGAAUCCAUUUUCUGCGUUGUUGUGACAUUUUGAUUUUUAGUCUUCGAGUAACUUUAUUUUAUUGUGUACAAAUUAUGCUAUCCAGUUUUCAGCAAUAUAAUUCAAGUAAUGUCCAGUAAAUUGUUUCUUCAAUAUUGAAACAACAUUUAAGUUUUCGAUGUGAUAAAAUACACAAUGGGUUGAAUUAGUGAUUGCUAUCGGCAUACAUUCAUUUUCAUUUCAUGAUUUUCCGUUUUCUGCACACAAAGUUAACAAUGGAACUGGAUGUAUCGCCAGUAAACGUAAUAGAAAGCAAUAUGGACUGCUCAGAUAACUCGUCAGAUAACAAAUACAUAACAUGUAAUAACAACGAGCAAUCGUACUCCGUCAUACGCAUUCCAGAAGACGAAGGAAAGUCGAGCAAACAUUCAAAAAAACAAUCAAAAAGAAGAAAAAAAAGUUCGAGUCACUCAAGACCUUUACCAAGAAUUAUUGUGAAACCCUUACCGCCUCCUCCACCUCCAGAAAACAGAGAAUGGACAGCGGCAACAUCGUGUGUGGAAUCAUCUAGCAGUAGACCAUCUACUAUGCGAGAAGUACUAGCAAGUAUUCCUGGGUUCUGCAUGAAACCUAGAAAACGUAGUGGUAAAAAACUAUCAACAGCAGCUCAAUUACAACAAACUAGAGAAGGGUGCAUUGACUUAGAAACACCAGAUUCAAUAUUAGUAAAUACAAAUAUUAGGGCAUUACUUAAUAAACAUACAUUUUCACUUCUUCCACCACUUUAUCAAUUUAAGUUGGGACAAUUAUUACCAAGUGUUGAUAGGUUAAGUCCAUCAGGAAGAUUGAAUUCAUCUAGUCUCAAUAAUGAAUUCUUUGCUAGAGCAUGUCUAGAAUGGCAAGACUGUCUCUCUGGUGGAGAAUUUACACCAGAAAAUCAACAAAAAAUGAAGACUGAAGCUGAAAGAGAAAAAAGUAAAAUUGACCCAUGGAAAUUAAAGCAUUUUGAACCAAUUUGGGGGGAGAAGUCACGUAAAGAAAAAUCUGCAAUAAAUUUAAAUUCAGAAAGACCAUCUUUAAAAACUACAAUAAAAUUAAGGCCUACAGCAUCUAUAACAAGUAGUAGUACUGUUCCUAAAAUUAAAAAGAACAAAUCUUCAAGUAACAGUAAGAGAAUGAGAUCGGUUGGUGCUGUGACAAGAUCUUCAGCGAAAGUAGAUGAUAUUGUUGAUGAGUCUGUUACAGUCAGUAUGAAACCCUCUGUACCACUUCCAGACUUACUUCCUCUAAAAAUUGUAAAGAAUCACAAUCAGGGCUAUGUAGACUGUCAGGGAGAUUUUAGUUUUUCAGACUCUUCAUCAGUACAAAGACAGGAUGAUUCUGUGUCAACAACACCUGUAGAUCCUCUUUUAUUAGCCGAUGGAGAUUCUGAACGAAAUGAUGUAAAGCAGGAAUUAGAUAUCACUGUGGUAACUAUAGAAGAAUCUAGCACUUCAAAAGACUGUGAAGAAUAUAAAACAAUGGAUUUGGAAUGUAAUUUUCCUGAAACAUCUAAAAGGUUAAGUGAUGAUAAUGAAGAUUAUAUAUCUUGUCCAAAAAGAAUAAAAUAUGAGGAUCAUUUUGAAUUGGAUGAUGUAGCCUUUGUACCACAUUCUCAUAUAGAGGAAACACAUAGAUCAGAUAGCAACAAUUGUUCUGAUACUGAAACAAAUUAUGCUAAUGAUAAUUGUUCAAAUGAGGAGCUUCACCUGUAUCCUGCCCAAGAUGGUGGAGACACAAAUAGUGAAGAUAGUAAAGCUACAGCUACAUUUGAGUAUGAUGAAAGAAGUGUAUCUUCAAUAUCAAGCUUAAAAAUUGAAACAAAUGCCAAUAAUAUUGUUGUAAAUGAAUCAAUUACAAAUGCAAGUAUAACUGUUUGUGAAGGUCCUCAAAGUGAAAAUGAAUACAAUUCUGAAUUACAUGGUGAAAUAAAAUUGUCUUCCUCAAAUGUGAAUAAUAAAGACAAUAAUACAGAACCAUCUUCAGAAAACGAUAAUGUACUAAAUGAAAAGCCACCGACAAGUGAUAGUGAUCAUAAAACACAAGCACUUUCUUGUGAAACAAUAGAAGUUAUACAGGAAGUGGAGUGUCAGUCUUCUCAAUCCUUAGAGCAAUUAGAAAUUAAAAAUGAUAAUAGUCCUGAAAAAUGUGUUGAAAAAGAGAGACCAGUAGACAACAUAAUACAAAACUAUUAUGAUGAACAUUUCAAAGAUGCAGAGUCUUUUAUAUUAGAAACAGGUGGCCUUUCAAUACUCACACCACAGGGUGAAGAUGUGAAAUAUACACCACAUCCAAAUUUAAUGGAAUUGUCAUCAUAUAUGAGUGAAACAAAUGUAACAGCUGUUGUGACAAUGCCUAUGACACAAAACUCAUCAAUACCCAUGAUGGAGGUUACUAAUACUUCGAUAGUUUCAUACCCUGAUGAUAAUAUGCAGGACCCAGCCAAACCAAAAAACUCUGCUGUGUUAUGGAAAAGUGACAGUGAUUGGACAAACAAUGAAAAUGUUAUGACACUGCAUCCAUUCUCCAAUGUGAACACAGAUAGUGCAAAAUAUGUAAGUGAUGAUUCUAAAAUGAGCAUGGAUGAUGUAAAUGUUAAUGAUGAAAAUUGCAUGUAUAAAGAGGAUAGGGAUGCCAACUUCAAUAUGGAAUCGUCCAACUCAUCUGAGAGUUGUCAGUCAAUGAAGGAGACCAGUUUAAAGCAAGAGUUAGAGACUGUGCCCACCUUAGUAUCCAGCACUACAGCCACACACCCGCCCGUUAUCUCUACAACUAUGACUCAAAGUAUACGGCCUACAGGCAAAAAAUCGAAGUCUGGAAAGGAAUCUAACAGGAGUCGAAGUUCGAAUAAGGUGCCACCCGGAGCAGUAAACCUGGAGCGUAGCUACCAGAUAUGCCAAGCUGUCAUCCAAAACAGUCCGAACCGUGACGCGCUACGAGGCCAGCUGCGGCCGCCGCCGGCGCUGCUGUCGCGGCCGCCGCGACCGACACGGGCGCCGCAGCCGCCACCGCCGCAUCCACCGCCGCCCGCGCCGCCCGCGCCCCCUCCCGUGCUCGUCAGACAGCUGCCCGUUUCUGUUAUGUCCCAUAAUGAAAUAAAUGAAAAUAGGUCUAACAACGUCGGGCAGUACAUUCUUGUUCAAAGAACACCCAAUGUCGCGCCACGGGCGUCAAGUGCUCCACCUUCGAAUCAAAAUUCCAAUGUUAGUGUAGCAAGAUGUCGAAGCGUUGGCGCUGACGAUGCGUGCGUGUGUAACUUGCGCGCUAUGAUCCUGUGCAAAAAAUGCGGUGCCUUCUGUCACGAUGACUGUAUUGGCUCAGCGGAGCUCUGUCUCACCUGCCUCAUACGCUGACCCCGCCGUCGCGGGCCUACUGCUCCUGCUGACUGUGCUCUGCCCCGCCAAAUCGCUUCCAACCGCCAGACACUUCAAUUGACUUCAUUUAAAUACGUAGCUUGUUUUACAAAAAAAUAUAGUCACAUAAUUAAUAUAUCUCUAAUUUUAACUUCUAGAAGUCGAUUAUAUAUAUAUAUAUACUAUGAGUGGUUGUUCAGCAUAUUGCUGAUUAUCUAGCAGCUUCUCUUACGUACAAAUAUCAAAGCUAAUACAUUUAAGAAGUUAUUUAAAUUUUUUUUUUCUUUUUUUAAUGGCAGUUUAUGUAAUAAAAGUAAAUAGUUGUUAUUUUUUAUAAUAAAGGACACUGCCGACGGGUUGGGAUGGUACUAUAACGCCAGCGUUUACUCUCAGAGUGAAUAUUGCACACAGUAUUGUGACGCCACUACCUUCAUGUUCUAUGAAUUUUUAAGUUAUCUCUCGUAUAAGUAGUUUAGUGCAUGUUAUCUGCUGAUGGCGUCAUGUUGCCAUCCCGACACGUUGCCUCUACCGAAGCCUUGAUAAGAAUGGUGUUUGUAACUAUGAUUUGAAUAUUUUCGCAAGGCAAUACGGUUGUAUGGUGGUUAGUUUCAUAGCCAUUUCAUAUUAAAAAUGAUUGACUGUAGAGAACAGUGGUUAGGAAUGGUGGUGCUAUAACUAACUGUGAAUGACAUGUGUCGUAAUGUAAUGUAAAUUGGACUCUUUUUUCCGCACUAAGCCUCUCAUUUGGGCCGUUGUACGUAUCGAAAUGUGUCGUUUGAAACAUGCAUUUUUAUGCGCUUGACGUAUUCACCAAAUUUUCGGACAGUUCGUGCUUUACCACUCGAUAAUUAAGGCUAUUUCCGACUUUAAGCCGGAAAUUUUGUGUAAUGUUUACUAUAAACUAUAAUAUAUUUUGUAUAUAUUAGUUAUUUCGUCAUAAGGUAUUAAAGUGUGACAUUUAUUCACAUCAAAGUUCUUUUGUUAACUUAAAAUUAUGAUUAAGUUAUAUAAUAUACAACAAUAUGACAUGGAUUAAAUUAUAAUCGUAAGUGUGAGCAUUUUUUUUAAUUUAGUUAAACAUCAAGUUUCAUAGCACAAGUAUAAAUAAUAAUAUGGUUUUACUCGUAUGACUAUGAUCUUAUCAGCAUUAACUGUAUGAGAUCUUAAUUUAAAUGUAACAUGAAAGUGUGAAACUUACUAAAACUUGUUAACAUUUAUUUAAAAUUAGAACAUGUAGUUUUUUUUUUUUUUUUGUUAAGAGUAUAUGAAAAUGUAGCAAUUAAGCGAUAGACAUCAUAUUUGCCAUUAUAUUUUUAACGAUAAACUAUCAUCACAUUUAGUUUUAUGCAAUUGUUAUUAUUAUAUUACUUACAUGUUUUAGUAACUAUAGAAGAGUUGAUGACAUUUAUUAUGAAAUAAUUAAAAAAUGACAAUCCAACCCACAAAUGUUCAACAGCACGCCAGGGUGUAAUUACAGGGCCCCUAGCUAGGUCGUGCACCUAAUAACAUUGUAGUUAACUCAUUUUAUUUUAAAUAAAUCUAUAUUUAAGGGAAACAUGCCAUUUUUUGUUAUAUUACUGAUUGAGAAUAAGAAAUUAAAAUUGCUCAUAGAACACUGUAGAUAUCUGAGUAAUAUGUCCAUGCACCAAUUAUUUUCCAUUUAUUUAUGUUACAAGUAAGGAUAUAUAUGUACAGAUAUUUAUUGACACGAGAAGGCUGAAGAAUGCAACAUCAGGUGGGACUGUAAUUAGUAGUAACUCAGGAUUCUUAAUAAGUAUAUGGUAUUGAGAGUCACUUGUUAUACUUAAGUUUUUCAUUAUGAUGUGUACACUAAUAUGACAUUAAGUCAUGCAAUAUAUUUAUAGUUGUCUAUAAUAUUUUUGUAAGGACCUUUUACAAAUUGAAGAAUAGCUUUUGCUAAUUUAAGACCCCCUUCUAUAAUAUUGGAAUUCAAAUUUACUAUAUAAUCUCUUUCUGAUCUCUUGUUUUACAUAAACCUCUAAUGCGCAUAAAAUCCUUCUAGGUCAUAUUGAGUGUAGUAUAUGUAUGUUAUGAUAAUAACAAUAUUAUGACGGAAAUAACUGAUUAUCAAAAAAUAACAGACUACUGUAUUAGAUGUGUAAUAAUAACGCUGUAACGGCUAUGCCUAGUUCGUUUACAUAGCAAUGCCUUACGUGAUUAUUUACAGACGCUAUUAUAACAAUUAAAAAUAGAAUAGAUUAUAUAAAAUAAUAAACGUAUUGCUCAGUCUGUUUGAAUAACAAAUAUAUACAUCUAUAGGUAUAAAAUAAGAAUAAAAUAUAACAUUAUAUACAUGUUAAAAGUGUUACAUUAAUAGAUUCUCAUGGAGUAGCUAGUUUAAAUGAUGCAAUAUCUUUGGCUGAAAUAUGUUCUAUAUUUUGCAUCCGACUCUAAGAGUAAAUACUAGAAUGAUUUAGUGACACGGAAGGUAUUUUUAAUAUCUUUUCCUAUAGAAAACCUAGUAUUAGAUAUAUUCUGAUACAUACUGAUAUGCAAUAAUGAAAGUACUUUUAGUGAAUGUUAAAUACCUACCAACUUAUUGUAAUGUUGUUUAAUGGAAAUAUAAAAUGGAACCUACGUAUUUACCAACGACUCGUAUAGACUGCUCUUUAUAUCUUUAAUGUAAUUGAUGGGAGAUGUUACAAACAUACAAGUUUAAUAAUUUCAACCUGUUCGCAUAUUUGUUAUUUAUUGGUAAUUAGUUAUUUUAGGCACGUGAACAUUUUUCUCUAAUAAAAUUAUGUUCUAAUAA
Galleria mellonella (greater wax moth) is the source of this 6159-nucleotide messenger RNA. It is a transcript of the gene Asx, whose product is annotated as putative Polycomb group protein ASXL3. Gene Ontology annotation, biological process: positive regulation of transcription by RNA polymerase II; animal organ morphogenesis. The record is from RefSeq and is a predicted model, not a curated record. Lineage: Eukaryota; Metazoa; Arthropoda; Insecta; Lepidoptera; Pyralidae. Gene Ontology annotation, cellular component: PR-DUB complex. Gene Ontology annotation, molecular function: chromatin binding; DNA binding. The transcript has 7 exons. Bases 237 to 3386 code for a protein of 1049 amino acids.